Molecule: messenger RNA, 1950 nt
Organism: Baudoinia panamericana UAMH 10762
Lineage: Eukaryota; Fungi; Ascomycota; Dothideomycetes; Mycosphaerellales; Teratosphaeriaceae
Exons: 1
Coding region: 1-1950 (649 amino acids)
Biological process (GO): double-strand break repair via nonhomologous end joining; protection from non-homologous end joining at telomere; interstrand cross-link repair
Molecular function (GO): damaged DNA binding; 5'-3' DNA exonuclease activity
Source: RefSeq, a predicted model, not a curated record
AUGGAAGACUUUGACGAGGAUCUGUACGAGGAAGGCGACGAGUUCCUUGAGCGCAAGUUUGAAGAAGAACAGGCCAGACUGGAGGCAGAGGGAGAUGAGAGGGAUUACGAUCCAGUAUUGGCGGAAGGCACGCCGAAUGUCAAAGUCGAAGACCUGCCAACGCCGCCCGCAGACAAUUCACCAAGCUGUCCGAUUUGCAGCGUCAGCCUUACUGGUAUUGACGAGCAAGAAGCUGGACUGCACGUCAACAACUGUCUCGAUGGCAAUCCAACGCCGCUGCCAGAAAGGAAGAAGCCGUCAUCCCCACCAACAGCAAUUGUCAAGACCGAGUAUGCAGCAUCAGCCGAUCAAUUCAGGCGACCUGUUCGAGCGCCUAAGCCUGGCCAAGCCAAUCCCUUCGCAUUUGGCGAAUCUAGCAUUAACGGCGGGUCGGCCUUCAACAAGCUGAUGUCAGGUCACGCGGAAGACGCCGCAUGGGCAGAAGCAGCGGCUGCAGAGCACGCCUCGCGCGGCAAGCCUGCGUAUCAGCGAACUUGUCCCUUUUACAAAAUCUUACCGGGUCUCUUCAUCUGCGUAGACGCCUUCCGCUACGGCGCUGUACAAGGCUGUCAAGCGUACUUCCUCAGCCACUUCCACAGCGACCAUUACAUCGGCUUGACAAGCAGUUGGAGUCAUGGACCGAUCUACUGUUCUCAUGUCACUGCGAACCUUGUCAGGCAACAGCUACGAGUGGACCCGAAGUAUGUGGUUGAUCUUGAGUUUGAGCAGCCUAUCGAGGUGCCUGGUACGAGAGGCGUUAAAGUUACUAUGAUACCGGCCAAUCACUGCCCGGGCUCUUCACUGUACCUUUUCGAGAAGGUGGUCGGUAAGAAGACCAACGGCGAGCCACGACUGCAACGCAUACUACACUGUGGCGACUUCCGCGCGUGUCGGGCGCAUAUCGAGCAUCCACUGCUUAUGCCAGAGGUGCAAGACAAAAUCUCCGGCAAGACGAGAGAACAAAAGAUUGACGUCUGCUACCUCGAUACAACCUAUCUCAACCCUAAAUAUGCCUUUCCAAGCCAGCAAACCGUCAUCAAGGCAUGCGCUGAGAUGUGCGUUAGCCUCAGCAAGCACAGCGUCGACGAAAGUGACGGCUGGGAGCAGAUGAAGCGUCGGCGCGCGGGUGAAGGCAUGGUCAAGUUCGUCCGCAAAGAGUCAAACUCCGAAAUCAAAGAGGAGCCAGCGGAUGACGAUGCCGAGGCCGACGGCAUGAAGCUCCUCGCCAAUCCUGACGCCAGCCAGCAGGUCUUGUGCACGAAGGACACACCCUCUGCGCAGGAUGGCCGCGGCCGGCUGCUCGUCGUAGUUGGCACGUACAGCAUUGGCAAAGAGCGCAUCUGCCUCGGCAUCGCCAAGGCGCUGAACUCGAAAAUCUACGCUCCGCCGUCGAAAAUGCGCAUAGUAAGCGCACUCGAAGACCCCGAGCUCAACGCACGCAUGACCGGCGACCCACGAGCAGCCCAAGUCCAUAUGACCCCACUCUUCGAGAUCCGUGCCGAAACUCUCGACGACUACCUGAAAGACUACUUCCCCCACUUCACCCGCGCCGUCGGCUUCCGUCCCUCAGGCUGGAACUACCGCCCGCCUACGUCCCGCUUCCUCGAGUCUCCCUCCAUCGCAAGUGUGCUCAACGGCGACAACUGGAAAAGUAUCUACAGCAUGAAAGACCUCGUCCCGCAACGUGGCAGUACAAGCCGAGCGAGCUGCUUCGGCGUGCCGUACAGCGAGCACAGCAGUUUCAGGGAGUUGACGAUGUUCUGUUGCGCGUUGAAGAUUGAGAAGGUUAUCCCCACGGUUAACGUGGGAAGUGCGAAGGGGAGGGAGAGGAUGAAGGGGUGGAUUGAGCGGUGGGCGCAGGAGAAGAGGAAGAGUGGGUUGUGGAAGCUGCCGGAGGAUGGGAGUUGGUGA